ACGACUUGAAAUCUGAAAGACGGCAGAUUCUACCCCAACAGCUAAAAGGAGCUGAUUAACCAUUUUGAUCCUUCAGGCGUCAACCAGAAAAAGCCGAGUUGGAGUAAAAACUGAACUCCUCACUCGUCAUUUGCCAUUUCUUCGUCGAUCAAUCGGCCAUGGCCUCCAUCUUAGCUCGCAAAUCCCUCGCCGCUUUUCGUGCUCGUCAGCUAGCUGCAGCUGGGCAAGCAUGGCAGGACCCCAGUCGUUUUGCUUUGGUGAACAGGUCUCGCACUUUCGCCACAAAGCACUCUUUUUCCACUGACAAAGAUGAUGAAGAAAGAGAAAAGCUUGCUAAAGAGAUUUCAAAAGAUUGGAAUUCUGUAUUUGAGAGGAGCAUAAACACAUUGUUUCUGACUGAAAUGGUCCGUGGUUUGAGUUUGACGAUGAAGUACUUCUUUGAGAAGAAAGUUACUAUCAACUAUCCAUUUGAGAAGGGUCCAUUGAGCCCUCGUUUUCGUGGUGAACAUGCUCUCCGACGUUAUCCAACCGGAGAGGAACGUUGCAUUGCUUGUAAACUUUGUGAAGCUAUAUGCCCAGCUCAAGCAAUCACAAUAGAGGCAGAAGAAAGAGAAGAUGGGAGCCGUCGAACAACUAGGUAUGACAUUGACAUGACAAAGUGCAUCUAUUGUGGAUUUUGCCAAGAAGCUUGCCCGGUUGAUGCCAUUGUUGAAGGGCCCAACUUUGAGUUUGCCACUGAGACUCACGAGGAACUCUUGUAUGACAAGGAAAAGCUGCUUGAGAACGGAGACCGGUGGGAAACUGAGAUUGCAGAAAAUCUCAGGUCGGAAAGCCUUUAUCGCUGAGUUGGGCUGGUCAUUUUCAUACGUAGUUAUGUGAAAAUGGAUAAGUUGGUACUCAUAUUUUGAGGUUAUGAGAUAAAAGGGGGGCUUGCUUAUUAAUAGACAAUUUUCAGUCUUUGAUUGUGAUAUAAAUUCAGUUCUCUUUUCCCCCAAACUGCUCUGUUCCUACAUCUUGAAACCUAGAUGGUAAGGCGUGAGAAUAAACUUCAAAUUGAUUUUUGAAUGUUGGCUUUGCUACCAAGUCUUCUCACGCAAUAUGCUCUUGAAGUACGCCUGUUUAGUGGUGUAUUUUGAAGCCCAACUGGUAUGGCUACCAAGGGUAAUCAAGGAACAAAUCUGUAUUUGUUUGACAUUACAGCUCAUCAGUCAAAGCUCUACAUUUUUUUUACCA
This is a messenger RNA of Coffea eugenioides, 1233 nucleotides long. Its product is annotated as NADH dehydrogenase [ubiquinone] iron-sulfur protein 8, mitochondrial. Gene Ontology annotation, biological process: mitochondrial electron transport, NADH to ubiquinone; mitochondrial respiratory chain complex I assembly. The record is from RefSeq and is a predicted model, not a curated record. The coding region runs from base 159 to 845 and encodes 228 amino acids. Gene Ontology annotation, molecular function: 4 iron, 4 sulfur cluster binding; NADH dehydrogenase activity. Gene Ontology annotation, cellular component: membrane. Lineage: Eukaryota; Viridiplantae; Streptophyta; Magnoliopsida; Gentianales; Rubiaceae. The transcript is spliced from 7 exons.